AUGGCCCUACAUAGCAUUCUAUUUGCAUAUCGGGACACGAUAGAAGAAUCUAUAACGAGAUUCUCGAUGGGGGAAGCCACGGUUAAAAGAAACCUGUUGAGAAUCCUAGAUGAGUUGGAGAACCGUUUCGUGUCUCGAAGUGACGAGAAGGCCGGGCGCAUCGGUUUCCAAUGCAGAGAGGACGAGGCUUACCCGAAGCUCCGUGCUCUCAGGAGGAGACUAUCUGAUGAUGCACUAGAAGAGGACUUGGACGCAAUCAAUGGCAUCAUCCAUAUCUAUGGUACUCAUUCAGAGAAGCGAGAGAAGCUGCUGGACAAUCUUGACAAAGCGAGCGACUUCUUCAACUUGUUCCACGACGAGCAGCUGCGUACAUCUGGGCCGGACUCUCCGUGCACAGCAGAAUUCUCGAAUUAUCUUCUCGUGCAUAUUUGGAACCUCACGAAGACACUUUUCGACGCAAUAGAGAGUAACUGGCGCCUUUGCAAAGAGUCAGACUGCACGUCGCAUGCAAGCCGCCAGACACGUCUGCAUCUUACCGAGCAUCAACGGUUUGAGACUGCCGGUGGAAGUGUCUCCCUGAACAGCAAGGAGCGAUUCCGAAUCUUGUUCUCGACUAGCCCUAGGGACCUCAGCUGGCAAAGCACGGAAAUUACCGCCACUAGCCUGGACUAUGCGAAGGAACGAGUGAAGGUGCAGCAUAAGCCAAUGGAAAACGGCCUCUGCGAAACCAUACAAGGAGUGAAGGAAGACCUCUGCCCGCAAAUGGCCAUCUAUGGACACAAGCUGUGGAAUCUAGGGACACGGUCCGUCCGUGACAUCACCCGCAAUCAGCCGCCCUCUCCGGCUCAGCUUUCGAACCGCGAUUUCAAGACCCUGACAGAUCUGCUUCGCCCGAGUGAAAACAGACGCGAACACUCGCUAUCAUCGAUGCAGGCAAGAGACCGCUUGAUCCUUUCGUUUAUCCUGACAACAUCCCUCUUGCGCUUCUUCAGAGGGCCGUGGCUACAGGCCAGCUUUUGCAGCGAUAACAUCUGUUUCCUGGUCUUCAACGGAUCAGAGCCUGAUAUUACCAAGCCCUACCUGACGACGAAUUGUUCAGCUCCGCUCGAGAGUGGACCACCACCAGUUGACCUGGCCCAGCCUCAUCCAUUUCCUGAUAUUCUAUCCCUAGGCAUACUUCUCCUCGAAAUCGCCAGGGGAGAUAUCAUCGACAUUCCGCAGCACCAGGAUCGUUGUUCCAUUGCCUUGAAGCACAUGGAAGAAUGGACUAGACCACAGGCAGACCGUAUGAGACCAAUCUAUGGUUACCUCCAUCAAGCAAUCUCGGCUUGUAUCAGCCCAAGCAACCUCCGAAACGAUAGGCUUGACGAGAUGGACGUCAACGAAAAGAAGGCCAGGAAGUACAUCUUUGAAAGAAUUCUGUGGCCUCUGGAAUCUGCUCUCUCCGAUGCCUACAACGUCAAGCCAAACACUUUGAAUACGGAUAUUGCCCCAGAGGAACAGCCCAUUGGGCUCGGUGCAUUCGACCACAAAGACGAGGAUUCCAGUGGGAAGCAAAAAGCUGCCGGGCAUUGGCUCAAAUGCUUGGGAGGCGUACAUAAUUUGUUGGACGAAUAUCAGGAAAGAAGCAGAAAAUUACGAAAAGAAGCUGUCAAAGUUGCCGUGCUUGACACAGGUCUCCAGAUAUCUUGGAAAUCACUCCAAGACAACUAUAUAGAGGACAAGCGCAUCAGCACGGAGCAGUCUGAGGACUUUGUCCGUUACGAAGGGGAAGAAUCCAUCCGUGGCUGGGACGUUGACUGCGACGGCCAUGGUUCUAGAGUGGGCGAGAUCGUCUUGCAAGUUGCUCCAAAAGCCGUGCUACAUGUUGCGAAGGUUUUCCGUCACAAAGAUGACUUAACCGACCCCAAGAUUUCUGAACAAGUUCACAAGCAGAUUGCGCACGCAAGUUCUUUCGAUGAGGCCAUCGAGCGCGCCUCCUAUGAUUGGAAGGUCGAUAUGAUCGUCAUGAGCUUCGGCUUCGACAGGCCAAUACCCUCGAUUCGCAGGGUCAUUGGAAAAGUUUCCAAAAUGGAGAGUCCGCCAUUAUUCUUUGCCGCUACUCGCAAUGAUGGUGCCAACAUAGGCAUAGCAUGGCCGGCAAAGGACUCUCGGGUCAUCGGGAUCAGCUCAACCGAUGGCUAUGGAGUGAGAUCCGAAUUCAAUCCCACGGAGGAUGAGACCAGUUCUCCAAUACUCCAUGCUUUUGGAGAGUGUGUCCCCGUUACAGCAGAAGAGCCUCAAGUCGGAGAGCACAUGUCCGGAACUUCAUAUUCCAACCCCGGUCCCACGGCCAAGCCCCACGAAAAGCACGUAUCAGGAACCUCAUACGCCACCCCCAUGGCAGCAGCACUGGUGUCAAACUUGGUGGCAUGCGUUCGCAUGAUCGUGGCCACUUCAGUAGGCGAAUUAAAGAGUUACGACCGCGUUCCGGAGCGCCUACGGAAGCUGAAUGCGAACGACAUGGUUGCGGUUUUAAGAACGCACAUAGAAAAGAAACAUAAUAGCGGCAACAGGAGCUUGCUUCCUUGGGAUUUCCUGAAAGGUGGGGACCAAGGAAUUUUGAAGGAUCUUGAUGAGACAUUGGAAAAGAUCUUGGGCAAAGAAUGA
This is a messenger RNA of Diaporthe citri, 2649 nucleotides long. RefSeq lists its product as uncharacterized. Bases 1 to 2649 code for a protein of 882 amino acids. The record is from RefSeq and is a predicted model, not a curated record. Lineage: Eukaryota; Fungi; Ascomycota; Sordariomycetes; Diaporthales; Diaporthaceae. Gene Ontology annotation, molecular function: serine-type endopeptidase activity. The transcript has 4 exons. Gene Ontology annotation, biological process: proteolysis.